Gamsiella multidivaricata is the source of this 2254-nucleotide messenger RNA. Its product is annotated as pyridoxal phosphate-dependent transferase. The transcript has 5 exons. The coding region runs from base 106 to 2124 and encodes 672 amino acids. Gene Ontology annotation, cellular component: cytoplasm. Lineage: Eukaryota; Fungi; Mortierellomycota; Mortierellomycetes; Mortierellales; Mortierellaceae. The record is from RefSeq and is a predicted model, not a curated record. Gene Ontology annotation, biological process: carboxylic acid metabolic process. Gene Ontology annotation, molecular function: pyridoxal phosphate binding; carboxy-lyase activity.
UUUUUUUUCUUCGUUAACUUGAAAUCACACAAGAACUGUUCUGGUGCAUUUCAGAUCUUUUUUGUAGAAUAAAAAAAAAGAAAGAAAGAUUGCACACAUACAGAGAUGACUGCCGAGCUGUGCGAGGACGCUAAGGAGCUGGACUUUCUCAUCACGAGAAUGAAGGAUCUCCUUGUCGAAUAUAUGGAGCAGAGUCGACAGAGCGACGGUUUGUUGGUCGACUACAAAGAGCCCGAGGAGCUGGAGCGCAUUAUGGACUUUUCGUUGCCAGAUCGAGGUGUGGGCCCUGAAGGGAUCUUCCCGACGAUCACACAGACAUUGCAGUACAGCGUCAACACAUUCUCGCCACGGUUCAUGGACAAGCUUUACGCUGGGUCAUCUCCGAUCGGCGUCCUAGCUGAACUGCUCCUCGCGGGACUGAACGGCAACUCGCAUGUCUACCAUGUCUCUCCCGUAUUCACACUUAUGGAGAUUCAUGUCACCAGGGCUCUCGCACGGCUGUUUGGACUCAAAGGCGAAUUCGCAGGGGGGUUGUCGUGUCCUGGAGGAAGUGCCAGCAACCAAUUGGCGAUGGUCACAGCCAGAAACGCCUUGUUUCCGGAAAUCAAGAAGAAGGGCUACUUUCCUCGGCCCUCAAUUCAGGAGCAGGAGGAAUUUCGGCAACAAGGUUACCAUUGUGUUGGAUCUGCUGCGUUGUCGACGUACGGCAAAUUGAUCGCAUUCACGAGCAGCGCAGGACAUUAUUCACUCGAAAAGUCGGCGGUGAUUAUGGGGUUUGGCACAGAGAACAUUGUCGGCGUGCCCUGCGAUUCCUAUGGCGCUAUGAUCCCUUCAGAGCUAGAACGUUUGAUCCAGGAGCACAUCGCACUCGGCCACACACCAUUCUUUAUCAAUGCCACUGCAGGAACAACAGUUCUUGGAGCCUUUGACCCCAUUCGACCAUGCGCAGCGAUUGCAAAAAAAUACAAGUGCUGGCUCCACGUCGACGGCUCAUGGGGCGGAUGCACGGUGUUUGUACCAGAGUUGGCCAAGACCCUACUCGAUGGUACAGAACUGGCUGAUUCGAUUACGAUUAAUCCUCACAAGAUGUUGCAAACAUCUCUGCAGUGCUCGCUGCUGCUUGUACAAGACUCUUCUAUCUUUGCACGCGCCAACGCGCUCAAGGCAAACUACUUGUUUCAUGGCCAAAGCCACGAUCUCGGCGACGGAACACUGGGUUGCGGGCGUCGCUCAGACGCGAUCAAAUUGUUCUUGGGAUGGAGGUAUUAUGGCAAACUGGGAUAUCAGGCCAGGAUCGAGAAGUCGCUAUCGAACGUGAAGCGGUUUGUGGAGCUGUUGGCGCAGGAUGAAAUGAACGGGCAGAGGAUUCAGAUGUUACGACUUGAAAGUGAUCAUGAGAAAACAUACAAUCAGGAUGGAAAACAGCAGCGGUAUGCGUUGGAGACUGGAGGACGAGACAGAUCGCAGCCUAGCCUUCUGCAGGUCUGCUUCUGGUACAGGCCCCAAGGCAGUCGCAUGGUUGACUGGCGUGGAACAGAACGACACUGGAGGGACAGUGUAGAAUUCACGCCGAGCACGACAGCGCCAUCCCGAAUUUCAUCCGCUGCUGUGACGCCACUGCUGAGGGGUGCUACGAAUCAGCCGUACUUUGCGCAGACCACGACGGGCGCGACUACUGAUGAGCUCGACACCAAUAAUGGCGCCAACUCGGCAUCGUCUGCUGCAACGCUCUCUCCAAACUCGUCUGCGAUCUCGCUGGCGUCGACUGCAUCAGUCUCCUCUACCGCGUCGUCCAUUUCAAGCGCUGCCACAGCAACGACUUUGUCAAGGACAACAACCGAUCAUGGUGUGAUUUUGACAGACCCGCAAGAACGACAGGAGGCCAAGCAGUGGAUGGAGAGGGUCACCAAGGCGAUCCACGCACGGAUUCGUGCCCGGGGACAGUUCAUGAUCGACUAUGCGCCUUUGGGGGAAUAUUUGCCAGUUUUCUUCAGAGUCGUGUUGAACCCGCCGACGAUCCGGGAACUUGAUUUGACGAAACUGGUGGGUGAGAUCUUGGAGUGCGGAGAGGCCGUGGGCAAUGCGAUACCAAUCCCUGAAUGCUGUCGCGAGAGGAGCGCGUGAUGAUGAUGGAUACCACAACAAUAUCAUAUAUAACCUAUAGACUGUUUCGCAUAGACCACAGGGGUAUUUCAAUAAUAUAUUCAUUGCUCAGCUUACACGCGUUCACGCGUUUCUGCGAGAUAAUGCGGCA